Molecule: messenger RNA, 4376 nt
Organism: Phyllotreta striolata
Lineage: Eukaryota; Metazoa; Arthropoda; Insecta; Coleoptera; Chrysomelidae
Source: the annotation of a GenBank genome assembly
GAGCAGCAACUAAAUAAAUCUAAAAUCUCGCGUCAGUUGCGGCUGAUGCUGAUAUCAUUUCCAUAUAUCAUCGAGUUGCUCUUUGCAUGUGGUCGGUUGUAGAAAGCGCGCGGGUUAUGCUUUCAAUCGGAAAUUAACGGAUUAAAAUGCGGGGCGUGUUUCUUGUGUGCUUUGUUGUUUUCGCCCUUUUGCUAGCGGUGGAAUCCCGGUGCCCUUCCAAGUGCAAAUGUUCCAAAAGGGCGGUGAAAUGUUUCAAGAAUCAGUUGAGCAAAGUGCCAGCCACUUCCUCUUCUACUAUCAUAUUGGAUCUAAGAUUCAACGAUAUACCCCAAAUUCCGCAAGGGAUAUUCAAGAGUAAUUCCCGCAUGUUGCACUUACUGUUGAACAACAAUCAACUAGGCUAUCUCCAAGAGGAUAGUUUUGAUGGUUUGGACCAUUUACAAAACCUCUACCUCCAUUACAACGAAAUCAAAUACAUCCACCCCCGGGCUUUUCAAGGCCUUCCGAAAUUAGAACGACUUUAUCUGCAGUACAACCAACUGGAAGAAAUUUUCCCGGUAACGUUUUCGAAUCUAGUUUCAUUGAAACGUCUCAACCUCUAUCACAACCAACUGAGGCAUUUACCGGAGGACGCUUUCGAGAACCUACCAGCCUUGGAAAGGCUCAGGUUGGACCACAAUGCUCUGGUGUGCAAUUGCGAAGUGCUCUGGUUGUCGGAGAUGUUCAACAAGAACUCCCUGGACGGAUCGGCGCAUUGCAAAUAUCCGACGGAAAUGCAAGGGAAAUCCUUGAAGGAAACCAACGCCCAAGACUUGCAUUGCUUAACAUCUCUGAUCAAAGAAGGACCGCAGGACUUGAAGAUACACUUAGGCCAAGACGCUGUGUUCACUUGCAAAGUGCACGAUCCUUCAGCGACGAUUCACUGGAUGCGCGACGACGAGGAAUUGAUACCGGAUAGAAAUAAAUACGUUAUCCUCGAAAACGGCACGCUAAUGGUGCAAAAAGCGGAAGAAAGCGACGACGGUUAUUACGAAUGCGUCGCUAAAAAUUUCGAAAAAGAAGAGAAAUCGGCGCCGGCUCGAAUGAUCGUCGAAAGAAACCUCGACGAACUCGACGACGGAACGCUGAGGUUCGUGAAGACUCCUUCGGAAUUGGUAUUGGUCUCUAUUGGCGAUUCCGAUGUUACUUUAAAUUGCGAAGCUGCAGGGAUACCGAAACCGGUCAUUAAAUGGGCCAAGAACGGCGUCCGACUUCCCCCGUCUCCGAAUUUCAUAUACCUACAAGACGGUUCGUUGCUUAUAAGAAGCGUAAAUGCCGGAGACGAAGGCAAUUACCAAUGCGAAGCUGCCAACGCCAAAGGAAAAAUAGCAGCGCACGCCGCUGUUCUUAUAAAAAUCGCUCCGGUGUUUACCGUGCAACCGGAAAACGCGAACGUCCAAAUCGGCGGCAACGCGAAACUGGAAUGCGUCGCUUCGGGCACUCCACCGCCCGAAAUCACCUGGUUCAAAAACGACCUGGAGGUGCUGCCCAACGACGCCGACGGCAGGAUACAAUUGAGCGAAGACAGGACGAUGCUGGACAUAACUAAAGUACAGGAAUCGGACGCCGGAACGUACGUUUGCGAAGCCUGGAACGAAGUCGGGAUGCGCGAGGUCAGCGCGACGGUAGACAUUCAGAAAAUCUCCUUCAAACCGGCUAAAUUGGUGUACAAACCGACGAAUAUGGAAGUGUUCGCAGGAAGCACUAUUGAAUUGCCCUGCAGAGCUACUGGUGAUCCCAAACCGGGGAUAUCGUGGCGAAAAGACGGCUCCACCAUCCAGCGAACUGGAAGAUUUAAAAUAGCUCCCAGCGGGAAUCUCUACAUGUACAAAGUCGAUCCUGGUGAUCAAGGUAGAUACGAAUGUACAGCGUUGAACGAUUACGGAAGAGAUUCUGCUUCGGGUUACGUUACGGUUACAGUUAAGAAACUCACGGAUCCGACAGGGAUCGGCAUCGGUGAUCAAUACGUUAAAAUAGCUUUCGCCGAAGCCACCGAAGAAGUCGAUCGUGCCAUUAAUAGAACGUUGGACAAUAUUAUCAACAAAAAAGGAACGCAUAAUCCUGCUGAACUUUUCAGGAUCAUAAGGUAUCCUGACGCACCUGCGAGGGAACUAGCCAGAGCAUCCGAAGUAUACGAAAGAACAUUAACCAAUAUUAGAAAGUACGUGGAGAAGGGCAACGUUACCUUAAAUCCAACGUCAGAUUUUAACUACAGGGAAAUUCUAUCAGCGGAACAUUUAGACCUCAUCGCAAGAUUAUCUGGUUGCACCUCGCACAGGCUGAUGAGAAACUGCACGAACACGUGUUUCCAUUCCAGGUACAGAACGAUCGACGGAAUAUGCAACAAUUUACAGCACCCUACGUGGGGGGCUUCUCUGACGGAAUUCAGACGCGUUUUGAAACCCGUCUACGAAGACGGGCUGGGAAAACCCGUCGGUUGGGACAAAAACAAAAAGUACUUCGGCUAUCCCAAGCCGAGUUCCAGAUUGGUAUCGAUCACCUUGAUUAGUACGAAGAAAAUCACGCCCGAUCCGGAGAUAACGCACAUGGUGAUGCAAUUCGGGCAAUUCCUCGAUCACGACAUCGACCAUUCGCUGCCUUCCGUCACGUCGGAGAGCUGGGACGGAGUGGAUUGCAAGAAAACCUGCGAUUACGCCGCGCCCUGCUAUCCCAUGGACAUCCCUCCCAACGAUCCUCGCGUCACCAACAGAAGAUGCAUCGAUUUCAUACGGACCUCGUCCAUCUGCGGCUCCGGCAUGACUUCGAUUUUCUUCGACGAAAUCCAGCCCAGAGAGCAAAUCAACCAGCUGACGGCGUACAUCGACGCCUCGCAGGUGUACGGCUACUCGGAGGAGCUGGCCAGCAAUUUGCGCGACCACAAUUCGAAUUGGGGACGGUUGCGCGAGGGCCCCGUCUUCCCGGGAAAGAAGGCCCUGCUGCCGUACGCCGAGAACCAAGGCAUGGACUGCAGGAGGAACCUCACCGAGAGCGCGCUCAAUUGCUUCGUCACCGGGGACAUUCGAGCCAACGAACAAGUCGGCCUGCUCGCCAUGCACACCUUGUGGUUACGGGAGCACAAUAGAAUAGCCAGGGAAUUGAAGACCUUCAAUCCGCAUUGGGACACCGACAGGCUUUAUUACGAGACGAGGAAAAUAGUGGGGGCGGUCAUGCAACACGUGACCUUCAAGCAUUGGUUGCCGAUAAUUCUGGGGAAGAAAGGCUACGAGAAAUUGGGCGAUUACGAACGAUACGAUCCGAAUUUGAAUCCAUCGAUUUCCAACGUUUUCGCUACGGCGGCCUUGCGUUUCGGCCACACAUUAAUCAACCCAGUGCUGCACCGUCUCGACGCCGAUUUCAAGCCGAUCAGAGAGGGGCACCUGCCGCUCUCGAAGGCGUUCUUCUCGCCGUGGAGGAUCGUCGAGGAAGGCGGCGUGGAUCCGUUGAUCAGGGGCAUGUUCACCGUCGCGGCGAAGAUCAAAAAACCCGAUGAGAAUUUGAACUCGGAGCUGACAGAGACGCUGUUCCAAGCCGCGCACGCCGUGGCUUUGGAUUUGGCCGCGAUGAACGUGCACCGGGGGCGCGAUCACGCCCUGCCCGGGUACCUGGCCUACAGGGAAUUUUGCGGCAUGGCGCCGGUGCGCAGCUUCGAUGAUCUCAAACGCGAAAUCGGCGAUGCGAACGUGCGCAGGAAACUUCAAAAAUUGUACGGGCAUCCCGGAAAUAUUGAUGUUUUCGUUGGAGGUAUCUUAGAAGACCAAAUAGACGGAGGAAAGAUAGGCCCGUUGUUCCAAUGCCUUCUGAUCGAGCAGUUCAGGCGGCUCCGAGACGGCGAUCGUUUCUUCUACGAAAAUCCGGCCGUGUUCAAGCCCGAUCAAUUGGAGCAAAUAAAACGCUUCACACUGGCGAGAAUGAUAUGCGACAACGGCGACAACAUCAACAAAAUCACCAGGGACGUGUUCAGAUUGCCGGAAUUGCAAGGCGGCUACGUCGAUUGCCACGAAAUACCGAAAAUGGAUCUCAGGAUGUGGUACGAAUGCUUCACGGAUUGCAAGUAUUUCGAGAGGACCCGGCCGGAUUGUCACGUUAACUUCAGGGAAUACGAAGAGUACAUUAGACAUCUGAAUAAAAUCCACAAAAUUAAUAAAAACAUUAGGAUUCGAAGGAGUAGCUUGACGCAGACGAAUCGAACGGUGCAGGCCAGUGACAUCACGAUGUUAAAAAAUAACGUCGGUUAACACAUUUUUUUUGCUACAAAUUGAUAAUUUUUAGUUGUUUUAUUCGUUUGUUAAAAUUAAUCGCUUUGUUUAUAAUAAAGAUAGGAUUUAUGUAUAUAAAUA